Messenger RNA from Saccostrea cuccullata (small rock oyster), 1804 nucleotides. RefSeq lists its product as uncharacterized. The transcript is spliced from 5 exons. Lineage: Eukaryota; Metazoa; Mollusca; Bivalvia; Ostreida; Ostreidae. The record is from RefSeq and is a predicted model, not a curated record. The annotation marks the transcript as partial.
AUAUGAAACUUUUUCAGCUCUGAUACAAAAUGCUACUAAAGAAAAGCAAAACAAGAACUACAUGGAAAGAAGUCAACAAGCAUCCACUUCUAGAUAUAAAGCACCACAAAGGGAGUCAAAGAGCAAUGGGUACAGCUCUAGUACAGAACCUACGCAGUCAUCUGUCAAAGCAGCAGGCUCACAUUUUUGGGUAAAGAACAAACUCAUUACAAAAAAAGACUGUUCAGAUAUAAAAGAAGUGGCUUUUAAUGCUCAGAAUCCAACUACCUCAAGCAGUUCUUAUCAGACAGGGUCUAUAAAGAAAAUAGAAAAUAUCAAUAAAUCUUCAAAGAAAGAAGAACUAGAAAACAAGUUAAGGGAGACUGAGGAAAAUAUCCGUAAAUUGAAAAUGUGCAUUACUCAAAAAAAGGAAAUACAGAAGAAGACAGAAAUGUCACUUUGUACAGAUUCCAAAGCUGCAUCUAAAGCUAGUGAUAAAAUGGUUUUUGACAAAUCAACAAUGCCUAGAAGAUCAGGACACAAAGAAUUAAAAACAAAGUCAAUAACACCAAUAUCAGACCUCAUUACUUCCAAUAUCCAGAGUUGGAGUCAUGAAGAACACACUCAGGGCCCUAGUGAUGGAAGAAAGACCAAUAAGAAGAAUGUAUUGAAACCAGAGUCCUCCAGUGUUCAGUGGAAGCCACUUGGAGUUAAGAGGGACACCUCUAUUACCCCAAUAUCAGAUCUCAUUACAAAGAAUUUACAAAGGGAGCAGGCAAAAAGACUAGGCCUAAAUCUCCCAGUCUUAAGAAAUCAGCAACUUAAAAAGCAUGAAAAGCUCAAAUAUGGUCAGCCCUAUAGAAAUCAACACAAGCAUUCCGCUUUUAAAAAGAGUCCAUUAAAGAUAAAAAUGAAUUCUGUAACUCCCAUCAGUGAUCAGAUAACUAGAAAUCUUGCCAAAAAGAAAAGUCCAAAGUAUCCGAAAUUCUCUAAAGACAAGAAAUGGACCAAAAAUAAAUCAUCACUUGUGUGCAAUACACAGUCUCUCUCAGGUCAACUUAGCUGGCAGCGGUCACAAUCCAGGACUGACAAUAUGUACACUUGGCAAUCUAAAACUAGUAAGUCUCAGAGAGCAGCAAGUGGUAUCAAGUCAAAGUACAGGAUAUCCUACACACCUCAGAGAAACCAGUCCUGGAAAAGCAAGGCCAAGCAUGCUUCAGGGAAUACUAGAACCUGGGAAAGGUUCAGUUAUUCAGGAUUCUAUGGACGUCAUAAAGGAAGCCUGAAACAUGGGGAUUCUACAAGGAAUUUUAAAUACAGCACAUGGAUAAAAGGGGAGUCUUGGAGAUAUAAGCAGAAAGUGAAGAGGCUACACAAUACAACAUUGAAGAAAUCAAGAUAUCAGUUGGAUAAGCGUGGACAGUUGCCAGAAGUGAGAUCAGGACAGGUUACCAGGGCGAUGGCCUCCGUACUUCAAGGUCAAUGUCUGGUGAUGAUUGAUGGAAGAGUUUACAGAACGAGUCAGUCACAGCUAGCAGGAUCACAUGCAUCACCCAGCCGGGCUCGGAGGAGCAGAGUCUCAAUGAUGAAAAAGUCCUUUAGCCUUACUCAUCAAGUAAACAGAAAAUGGAAAUCUCAGCACCUUGCAAAAUCCAUGAACUCUAACAGUGUUACCACAAGGAUUCUUGCCAGAAGAGAUCGAGUUAUCUAUCAGAGUGUUCGAAUGGCUUCAGAAAGUAAAAUAAACCUCGAUAAGUGUGAAGAGGAAGCAGUAAGAAAUCAGGUGUCAGUAAGAAUUCCAAGCAAUCGUCCAUUGUCUAGUUUG